AAUUCAUUGUGAUUUUCAUUUCCCAUUUUAAACAUCAGAGCAGGAAUGACCCCAACUCGACCUACAACGAAGACAACCUGGCUCAGUGUGUUUUUGACCUUUUUACUGCUGGAACAGACACAACCUUUGCUACUCUGAUAUGGGCACUGCUUCUGUUGGCAAAUCAUCCCCAAAUCCAAGAGAAAGUCCAGAAGGAGAUUGAAGAUGUGUUUGGCUUCUCGGGGUCAAUUUCUUAUCAAGAUCGGAAGAAGCUGCCCUACACCAAUGCUGUGAUUCAUGAAAUGCAGCGUAUAAAAUAUUUCCUGCUAUAUGGAGCUCCCAGGCAAAGUACCAAGGAUGUGAAGAUGAGGGGUUAUCACAUCCCAAAGGGGACCAUUAUUUUCCCAGACCUGUGCUCUGUUCUUCUUGAUCCUGGACAAUGGGAGACACCUGAAGAAUUCAACCCCAAUCACUUUUUAGACAAGGUUGGGAAAUUCAUCACUCGGGAAGAGUUCCUGACAUUCGGAAUAGGUCAGCAGGCAUGUGUGGGAGAGCAGCUGGCAAGAAUUGAGAUCUUCAUCUUUGUGACUAGCCUCUUGAGGGCCUUCAGCUUCCAGCUGCCCGAAGGAGUGAAAGAACUCAGUCAAGCACCUGUUGUAAAGUUCCUCAUGCAUCCAUACCCUUACAAACUGUGUGCUGUUCCCCACACAGCCAUAAAACAUAUAGAAACACCAUGA
Messenger RNA from Python bivittatus (Burmese python), 716 nucleotides. NCBI's taxonomy places the organism in Eukaryota, Metazoa, Chordata, Lepidosauria, Squamata, Pythonidae. The record is from RefSeq and is a predicted model, not a curated record.